Tuber melanosporum (Perigord truffle) is the source of this 2853-nucleotide messenger RNA. RefSeq lists its product as uncharacterized. NCBI's taxonomy places the organism in Eukaryota, Fungi, Ascomycota, Pezizomycetes, Pezizales, Tuberaceae. The transcript is spliced from 3 exons. Bases 1 to 2625 code for a protein of 874 amino acids. Gene Ontology annotation, molecular function: chromatin binding. Gene Ontology annotation, biological process: DNA repair; mitotic DNA replication checkpoint signaling; DNA damage checkpoint signaling. The record is from RefSeq and is a predicted model, not a curated record.
AUGCCUGCACCAGCCCCCAAGAAGCGAAAAGUCGUCAUCGAGAUAUCGGAUGAUGACAAUUUCGAGGGGGGAUUAUCGAUCACCACUCUGUCCUCCGCGCCGCAGAGACAGACCAGAGCGUCCACUCGACGCACAGCCCCCAGCUCCACCGCCCCGGCCGCCGUGAACGACUCGAUCCCGUCAAAGCCCUUGUCCUCGCAAACCAAGGCUGCUAGGAGGGCUCCAACUUCCGCAAAUGCAGCACCACUAAAGCCGAAGGCGAACAACAGUACGGUUAGGAGGUCCACCGCCUCCUUGCAGAAGAAAACGCCGGCCUCGAAUAAGCCUAUUUAUUCAUUCUUUACGUCAACACAUCGGCCUCCCUCCAGCUCUUCGCAGAAUGCGAGGGCGAGUGUUCCACCGGCCUCUCAGAAUGAGGAUUUUGACGACCUGAUUGAGGACGGCUUUUCCGAUCAUGGGUUUGAGGGGAGUAGUGGUGCUGCAUCGGUGGGGACUCGUGCUGGUUCUCUGAGCGGAGCUGGGAGGUUCAAGGUAGGGCGUGGUGGGGCUAUGCGGAAGGGUCGGGCGGAGGAGGGUAAGGGCUCGAGCUUUGUGAAGACUGCGUCUGGAGCUCAGAUAGUUGAUCCCCGACCUUGGCCCGAGAGAUUUGCCCCGCAGUCGUCGAACUUGCUGGCGGUAAACCAGAAGAAAGUCGCUGAGGUACGCUCCUGGUUUGAACAUGUUUUCGACGGUUUUUCGAAACAAAGACUACUGGUAUUGAAGGGCUCUGCCGGUUCGGGUAAAACUGCUGUGCUUGAGGUUCUGUCGAAAGAGAUGGGCUUUGAAGUGCUGGAGUGGAAAAACCCCAGCGGGGUUAUCCCGACAGAAGGACCUGAUGAGGGAAAUGCUUUCAGCUCCGGCUUGACAGGUGUGUUUGAAGAGUUUGUGGGGCGGGCCGGGAGGUUCGGCAGUUUGAAUAUGGUUUCCACCGCACCAUCUAGAAAUAAUGCUGGGGGAAAGAAACCUGUGAGCGGUGGACCAUUAUCAGAAACUGAUGAGAGUAAAAAGAAGGUGAUAUUAAUUGAAGAUUUUCCCAAUGCACUAUUUACAUCCUCGCCAGCUCCUCUGGCGUCUUUUCGACACACAAUAAAAUCCUUCCUUGCUCUUCCUACACCCCCUCGCUUCUCGCCUCCGGUGCCUCCUUUGGUGUUGAUAAUUUCUGAGAGCGCCAAUAUAUCUGGUUCAGGCGCUUUCACUGCUCAUCGUUUGCUUUCCCCAGAAAUUUUGCACCAUCCUUUAGCAACGUCGAUUACCUUCAAUAAGAUCGCUCCUACGUUCAUGAUCAAGGCCCUAUCGGCAAUAAUCACUCAAGAGUCACGCGAGUCCAGUCGUAGAUUUGGGCCUAGCAAUCCAGUACUCCAAGCUUUAUCCAGCAGCGGAGACAUCAGGAGUGCGAUAAUGGGCUUGGAGUUCUUGGCGGUAAAUGGGGAGGGAGGCGCAUUUUCGGAGAAAGUGGAUUUUAAUGAGCGGGCGAAGAGAAGGAAAGCAUCGGGAGAAGGUGGCCUGAAUGAGGUCGAACGAGAGAUCUUGAAUACAGUGACACAACGGGAAUCAAGCCUGGGGCUCUUCCAUGCAGUUGGGAGAGUGGUAUAUAACAAACGGUAUGGAGAUGAUCCCGGCGAUCCAUAUAUGCCUCCUCCACCGAAACCUCCUUUGCCCCAUAUUCCGUACAGGGCUAGAGCUUCGCGAGUAGAUCUCGACGGUCUGAUGGACGAGGCAGGAACCGACCCUCAGACGUUCAUCUCGGGGCUCCAUGAAAACUACCUUGGUUCCUGUAAUCAUCUCGGUGGCCUUUCUCGCAUUGACUAUUCCAUGGAAGAUUCCCUCACCUGUGCAAUUAACUGUAUCGAAGGCCUCAGCGACAGUGAUCUCUUGGCUUCCCCAAAACCCUACCACCGAAUCCUCGGCCGACUCGGCGGAUACGAAGGAGGCGACGUGGCAGUAGGAUCAGCUGGGAUCCGCCAGGAUGAAAUCUCUUUCCAAACAGCCGUGCGGGGGGUCCUCCUCGGCCUGCCAACACCGGUGAGGCGCGAAAACCGAGAUACGAAAAUGUACUACCCCACCGCCCUCCGCCUCUGGAGAGACCAAGAGGAAGUCGAAGGCCUAAUAGACCUCUUCGCCAAGCGCUCCCAGACCGGCGGCGAUUAUGGUGACAUUGGUGGCGACGGUACCAUGGGAACCGAUCGCGCGGAGUUGGCGAUGGAACGGAUGCCUUACUCCAAGAUAAUACUGAAGGCCCGCCAACAGCGGAAAGCCACCACUGGGCCCUUCAACAGGAGGGUCUUUGAAAUGUCUGGCAAAUUAACUGGCAUAGGCGUGCUCAAGGAGCUGGAGCAGGCCACAAACCUUAAGGGUGUAGCCGCCCGCCGUAGUGAGGACGUCCCCUGCCACGACGACCACGAUGGGAUGGCACAGGGAGCAUCAUCAGACGAACUGGAAGCAGCAGACGAGCGCAACAGACUACACUCGCGAAGGUAUAAUACCGCGCGGAAUUACAAGAAGAGCGGCAGGUCUAAAGACCUAGACGCUACCGUGCGCGUGGAAAGGCUGGUCCUUAGCGAUGAUGAUAUAGAAGAUGAUUGGUAGGGGAAAAAAAAUCUCAUUGGAAUUGAUUGAACUAUUGUAUUGUAGAGUUGCGCUGGGUCUGGGCUGUUUCUAGGUAAAAGGAGGAUGGAAGGGGUGGUGGUACUUGCUUGUUUUUGCCUGUUUUUCUUUAUUCUAACAGCAUGGGAUGGGCGCCUGGUGGCUUUUUAUAUUUUAUCUUUAUCAUGCUAGGGGGUUGUGUGUUAUAUUAUAUAGUAGUCAUGAUAUGUC